GACGUCAGCGCGUUGUCGGGCUCCGAGAUUCUGCCGGAAGCAUGUGGGGCCGCGGCGCGCUGUUGGGGACGCGAACCCCGUCCCUCGCUUGGGGCCGCGGCUGGUCUGCCGCCGCUCCCUGCUCCGCACCUGCCGAGUCCUCCCGGGUCCGGGCGCUGAUCUAUGGGCACCAUGGGGACCCAGCCAAGGUCGUCGAGCUGAAGAACCUGGAGCUGGCUGCUGUGGGCGGAUCAGACGUCCAUGUGAAGAUGCUGGCGGCCCCUAUCAAUCCAUCUGACAUAAAUAUGAUCCAAGGAAAUUAUGGCCUCCUUCCCAAGCUGCCUGCUGUUGGAGGGAAUGAAGGCGUUGGACAGGUGGUAGCAGUGGGCGGCAGUGUGACUGGGGUGAAGCCAGGAGACUGGGUGAUUCCAGCAAAUGCCGGUUUGGGAACCUGGCGGACCGAGGCUGUGUUCAGUGAGGAAGCACUGAUCGGAGUUCCAAGUGACAUCCCUCUUCAGAGUGCUGCCACCCUGGGUGUCAAUCCCUGCACAGCCUACAGGAUGUUGAUGGAUUUUGAGCAGCUACAGCCAGGAGACUGGGUCAUCCAGAAUGCAUCCAACAGUGGAGUAGGGCAAGCAGUCAUCCAGAUCGCCGCAGCCCUAGGCCUAAGGACCAUCAAUGUAGUCCGAGACAGACCUGACCUCCAGGAGCUGACUGAUAGACUGAAGAGUCUGGGGGCCGAGCAUGUUCUCACAGAAGAGGAGUUAAGAAAGCAUGAGAUGAAAAACUUCUUUAAGGAUAUGCCCCAGCCUCGGCUUGCUCUCAACUGUGUUGGCGGGAAAAGCUCCACAGAGCUGCUGCGACACUUAGCGCCUGGGGGAACCAUGGUGACCUACGGGGGAAUGGCCAAGCAGCCCGUCAUAGCUUCUGUGAGCCAGCUCAUUUUUAAGGAUCUCAAACUUCGAGGCUUUUGGUUGUCCCAGUGGAAGAAGGAUCACAGUCCAGCCCAGUUCAAGGAGCUGAUCCUCACGCUGUGCGGUCUCAUCGGCCGAGGCCAGCUCACAGCGCCCGCCUGCUCCGAGGUCCCACUGCAGGAUUACGAGCGUGCCUUGGAAGCCUCAAUGCAGCCCUUCGUGUCUUCGAAGCAGAUUCUCACCAUGUGCUAAUUGCAGAGGAGCUGGAGUGAGUUGGGAGGGGACAUGGAUCAGCAGGACUGGUUUCCGGCCCCUUAGUCAGGGCUCUCAGCCUUCCCCAGGCUGACCUUUCCUCAUUGUCACUUCCGACUGGGAGGGUUGUGAAACUAGCCAAGGCUUCCCCCAGGGCCAGCCCCAGGGUAUCUAAUAAAGUCUGAACUUCCUAAAAACAAACACAUAUAAACCAA
Canis lupus familiaris (dog) is the source of this 1360-nucleotide messenger RNA. RefSeq names its product mitochondrial trans-2-enoyl-CoA reductase (gene MECR). The transcript is spliced from 10 exons. Bases 42 to 1145 code for a protein of 367 amino acids. Gene Ontology annotation, molecular function: trans-2-enoyl-CoA reductase (NADPH) activity. NCBI's taxonomy places the organism in Eukaryota, Metazoa, Chordata, Mammalia, Carnivora, Canidae. Gene Ontology annotation, cellular component: mitochondrion. The record is from RefSeq and is a predicted model, not a curated record. Gene Ontology annotation, biological process: fatty acid metabolic process.